AUGAGGCUGACCGCUUUGUUUCCUUUGAUUUGUAUCGCUUUCGGAUGCGUUUGGUCCCAGCCAGCGGGAUAUCCAAGUGCCCGUCCCCCAUCCACUUAUUUGCCAGCCAAGCCACCAGCUCCACCACCACGUCCCCCUCCACCACCGGCAAAUAGCUAUGGUCCACCUAAGAAUGGCAACGGAAAGCCACCACCUGCUCCACCCAAACCUAAUAACAGCUAUGGGCCACCACCUAAAAAUGGCAAUGGAAAGCCUCCACCUAAACCCGGAAAUGAGUACUUACCACCAGGCAAUGGCAAUGGAGGUUCUUCAGGAGGCGGUGGAGAAGGAGGAUCUUCAGGGGGUGGAGAGGUUAUUCCUAUCAUUAAGCUGGAGUCCAUGGUGAACACGGAUGGCUCUUAUAAGUACGAAUACGAAACUGGAAAUGGGAUCAAGGCGGAGGAAAUGGGUUACCUAAAGAACGCCGGAGUAAAAGGCGAAGAGGCACAGGUGGCGGAGGGGUCAUUCUCGUACACCAGUCCCGAGGGAGAUGAAAUCUCGCUGACCUACAUUGCCGAUGAGAACGGAUUCCAGCCGCAGGGCGAUCACCUGCCCACACCGCCACCCAUCCCCAUCGAGAUUCAAGAGGCCUUGGACAAACUGGCCGCAGGUGGAGGAUGCCACGGCUGCGAUGACAAUGAGACGGGUGGCAAUGAUGAUAGUGGUGGUAAUGGAGGUGGUUAUACCUACCGGCGAAAGUAA
Molecule: messenger RNA, 741 nt
Organism: Drosophila eugracilis
Lineage: Eukaryota; Metazoa; Arthropoda; Insecta; Diptera; Drosophilidae
Gene: Cpr65Az
Product: pupal cuticle protein 20
Exons: 2
Coding region: 1-741 (246 amino acids)
Cellular component (GO): chitin-based extracellular matrix
Molecular function (GO): structural constituent of chitin-based larval cuticle
Source: RefSeq, a predicted model, not a curated record